GCGAGAGGAAGCUGCUUGUUGAGAAGAUUUUGAAAGUAGUUGAAGUGGACAAUGAGCACUUUCUUCCCCGGCUUAAGAGUCGAAUUGAUCAGUUUAGUACGUUUUGGAUUUAUUAUUAUGAAUUUUCUUUGGCUCUAAUGUGACUUGGAGAUUUUGAAAGUAGUUGAAGUGGACAAUGAGCAGUUUCUUCGCCGGCUUAAGAGUCGAAUUGAUCAGUUUAAGCGGGACCCGAGCUUCCAAUGGUUGAGGUGAGGUUCGAGGAUUUGUGUGUAGAGGCUGAUGCUUGUGUUACAGAACGCCACAUUGAAUAUCAUAAAGGGAAGUUCUUUUGGUUCCUCUAAUUCUCCUUUAUGUGUUGUACCUCCACACUGUAUGGUAUCACGGUGGUUGCACUCACAUCAGUUCAUGGAGUUUGUUUGCAGGCUUCAUGGUUCCCAGGCCGCAAAUUCCAAUAUGGUGGAGGUGGUAUUACCGGGCAAAUCCUUUGGCCUGGACAAUUCAAGGUCUUGUUAUAUCUCAACCGCACGACAAGGAUGACCUGGUCGAGAGUCCAGGCCAGUCAAGCAUGCAAGUGAAAGAAUUCUUGAAAGAGAAGCUGGGAUUUGAGCAUAGGUUACCAGGUCCAGCCGCUGCUGUUCACCCAGGACUUGUCCUCAUCUUCAUCUUUGUCUUUGCCUAUUCGAUCAAGUAUCUCAACUUCCAAAAGAGAUAGCUUGAAGCCUUUGCAGAACUCACAUUGACCAGAGUAUAACCGUUCAUUUACUGAGUCAUAAUGCAUCAGUUCUUGGGCUGAAACAUGAGAAAUCGAUGAAGCCUGCAAUUAAGUCAAGCUGAUCAAGAACCAUGGGGUGUGUUCAGUUAUGUUUGGUUCUCCCCAUCAAAGAAGAAGGUUCACAGGAUACUCAGUGGCGUCAAUGGAAUCAUCAAGCCAUCAAGAAUGACGCUACUUCUAGGACCACCAGCUUCAGGAAAAACAACGCUUUUGUUAUCUUUGGCUGGGAAGCUUGACAAACAACUAAGAGUAUCUGGAAAAAUCACAUAUUGUGGUCAUGAAAUAUCAGAGUUUUCUCCCCAGAGAACUUGUGCAUAUAUUAGUCAACAUGAUCUUCACCAUCCUGAGAUGACAGUUCGAGAGACAUUGGAUUUCUCAGGACGGUGCUUGGGUGUGGGAAUAAGAUAUGACUUGCUUUCUGAAUUGUCAAGACGAGAAAAAGAGGCAGGCAUUCAACCUGAUCCACAGAUAGAUGCUUACAUGAAGUCAACUGCAAUGGAAGGACAAAAGACCAGUCUUGCAACCAACUACAUUCUCCAAGUACUUGGUUUAGAUGUCUGUGCUGAUAUUAUUAUUGGUGAUGAGAUGAUCCGUGGAAUUUCAGGGGGUCAAAAGAAACGAGUCACAACUGGAGAAAUGUUGGCUGGACCUGCAAGGGCUGUAUUCAUGGAUGAGAUAUCGACUGGACUAGAUAGUUCCACUACCUUUCAGAUUGUCAAGUUCUUGAGACAGAUGGUUCAUGUGAUGGAUGGAACAAUUCUCAUCUCUCUUCUGCAGCCUCCACCUGAGACUUUUGAACUUUUUGAUGAUAUUAUUUUGUUAUCUGAUGGUCAAAUUGUCUACCACGGACCUCGGGAAACCAUACUUGAGUUUUUUGAAUUCGUGGGCUUUAAAUGCCCCGAAAGGAAAGGAGUUGCUGAUUUUCUCCAGGAGGCCACCUCAAAAAAGGAUCAAGAACAGUAUUGGUAUAAAGAAAGCGAGCCCUACCGCUAUAUCUCUGUCCCUGAGUUUGCACAGAUCUUCAAGUCAUUCCUUGUUGGCCAACGGCUUUCUGAAGAUCUAAAAGCCCCUUAUGAAAAAUCAAAAACUCAUCCUGCUGCUUUGGCAACAGAGAAUUAUGGCAUAUCUAGCUGGGAGCUCUUCAAGGCAUGUUUGUCAAGGGAGUGGUUGCUGAUGAAGCGCAAUUCAUUUCUCUACAUAUUUAAGACAACCCAGAUAACAAUCAUGUCAUUAAUAGGCAUGAGCGUGUUCCUGAGAACUGAGAUGCGCCAUGAAACAAUUGCUGACGGUGGAAAGUACUUCAAUGCACUAUUCUAUGCUUUGUCCAAUGUGAUGUUCAAUGGGGUGGCGGAAUUGGCGAUGACUAUCUUUCGACUUCCUGUGUUCUACAAACAAAGAGAUUCCUUGUUUUUCCCAGCUUGGGCUUUUGGACUAUCAUAUUGGAUCCUUAAGAUCCCCCUUUCACUUAUAGAAUCUGGGAUAUGGGUCAUUCUUACAUAUUACGCAAUUGGUUUUGCACCUGCGGUUAGCCGGUUCUUUUGUCAGUUAUUGGCAUUAUUUGCAACUCAUCAGGUAGCACUUUCUGUUUUUCGCUUCAUUGCUGCAGCUGCGCGAACAUUGAUUCUAGCUAACACAUUUGGGAACUCUGCUCUGCUGAUUAUCUACGUGCUAGGAGGAUUCCUAAUUUCUAGAGGGGACAUUCAAUCAUGGUGGAAAUGGGGAUACUGGAUUUCUCCAAUGCAGUAUGGACAGACUGCUAUAGCAAUCAAUGAAUUUCUUGAUCCAAGAUGGAACACUCCAAAUAAUGACACCAGCAUUGAUGCGUUUACAAUUGGAAAGGCAGUUCUCAAGACUAGAGGCAUAUUUGUAAAUGGCUAUUGGUACUGGAUUUCCAUUGGAGCCCUCCUUGGGCUUUCUGUUGUAUUCAAUGCUUGCUUCAUUCUCGCACUAACUUAUUUGAACCCUGUUACAAACUCUCAGACCGUGUUGAUAAAUAAUGAAGCAGAUCACGAAAAUAAGUACUUGUUAUCGGGUGCAGAAAAGAUGUCUCAAAUGCCAAAAGGGUGUACUAACCACUCUACACUUGACAAUGCAGAUUUCUAUGAGGAAACAAAUGCAAAGAAAGUGCGUUAUAAGAAUGAGAACUCUGCAGUUCAGCCAAUUAGAAGAGGAAUGAUUUUGCCUUUCCAGCCUCUUUCUCUGGCAUUCAGUCAUGUGAAUUACUCCGUGGAUAUGCCUGCUGGAAUGGUGAACCAAGGAAUCAAGGGAAGUCGACUCAAACUGCUAUGUGAUGUUAGUGGUGCGUUUAGACCUGGCAUCCUGACAGCAUUGGUUGGUGUAAGUGGAGCGGGAAAGACUACACUGAUGGAUGUCUUGGCUGGAAGGAAAACCGGAGGUUAUAUUGAAGGAAGUAUCAGCAUUUCUGGGUAUCCUAAAAGACAAGAGACAUUUGCUCGAGUUAGUGGUUAUUGUGAACAGAAUGACAUUCACUCACCACAAGUGACUGUAUAUGAAUCUCUUACGUACUCAUCUUGGCUGCGUCUUGCCCCGGAAAUAGACUGCGAAACGAGGAAGAUGAUAGUUGAGGAAGUUAUGGAGUUGGUUGAGCUUAAUCUGUACAGAGAUGCUCUUGUGGGCUGUCCAGGCAAAGAUGGUUUAUCAACUGGACAGAGGAAGAGGCUUACAGUUGCUGUCGAGUUGGUUGCAAAUCCUUCAAUCAUCUUCAUGGACGAACCAACAACUGGUCUUGAUGCUAGAGCUGCAGCAAUUGUUAUGCGUACCAUUAGAAAUACAGUGAAUACAGGACGCACUGUUGUGUGCACAAUCCACCAACCGAGCAUCGACAUUUUUGAAUCCUUUGAUGAGCUGAUGUUAAUGAAGAGGGGAGGGAAAGUCAUGUAUGCCGGAGAUCUUGGUCACAACUCCCAAAAGCUUAUAGAUUAUUUUGAAGCAAUUCCAGGGGUUGCCAGAAUCUCUGAAGGUUGUAAUCCUGCUACGUGGAUGCUGGACAUAAGUUCUCCAUCAGUUGAGGCUCGACUGGGUUUGGAUUUUGCUGAACUUUAUUCUAGUUCUUCUGUUUAUCAGCAAAACCAACAACUGCUUGAGGACUUGAGCAGACCAGCCUCUGGUUCCAAAGAUAUUUACUUUCCUACCAAAUAUAACCAGAGCUUUAUCACUCAAUUCACAGCUUGUUUCUGGAAACAGCACUGGUCCUACUGGAGGAACCCCCGAUAUAACGUGAUGCGCCUCUUCAUAACACUUUCUUUUGGCCUUCUGUUUGGCUCCAUCUAUUGGAAGAAGGGUGAAAAGAUAAGCAAGGAGCAGGACCUAUCAAACAUACUGGGGGCCAUAUACGCUGCUACUUUCUUCCUCGCGGCAAGCAAUGCUGUUACAGUCCAACCUGUAGUGGCAAUUGAAAGGACGGUCUUCUAUCGUGAAAGAGCGGCAGGGAUGUAUUCUUCUCUAUCUUAUGCAUUUGCUCAAGUGUGCAUCGAGAUUGUAUAUGUUGUUCCACAGAGUCUUAUUUAUGCAGUAAUCCUUUUCACCAUGAUUGGCUUUGGUCCAGGGGUAGAAAAGUUCUUCUGGUUUUUCUACUUCAUCUUCAUGUGCUUUAUGGUCUUCACAUUAUUUGGUAUGAUGGUAGUAUCUAUCACACAGAACCACCAGAUUGCUGGAAUUCUAUCUGGCUUUUUCUUCAACUUGUGGAAUAUAUUUACCGGUUUCGUUUUACCAAGACUGCAAAUUCCAAUAUGGUGGAGGUGGUACUAUUGGGCUACUCCAUUGGCUUGGUCAACUUAUGGCAUUGUGGUAUCCCAGUUGGGGGAAGAUGAUAAUUUAAUCAUGGUACCAGGAGAACCCAGCAUGUCGGUUAAGAAUUAUCUUCAUGCGAAGUUAGGAUAUGAGCACAGCUUUCUCGGUUAUGCAGCUGUUGCUCAUGUUGGUUUUUCCUUGGUCUUCUUCCUUGUCUUUGCAUUCGCCAUCAAGUAUCUCAACUUCCAGAAUAGAUAGAUCAGUUACUAAUCGUUGUAUGUGAGAAAUCAACCAUAUGGCGAUCAAAAUCUAUUAGGUCCUUCUGCCGAAUUUUCAGAGAACCAAUCUAUCGAUCGAGCUUAAUACGUUACGAGUAAACCACGCAUCUCCUUGGUCUAUCACAGGCUAUUAAAAGGGCGUUUUAACUUGUACUGUAGUGUUUUUCUUUUUUGUGUCUGAUGUGUCAUAUAUAUCACAUGUACUUAAUUUAAACAGAAAAGUACAGCCAUAGACAAGCAUAAUCUGAGUGUAUGGCUACAAAGCUUAACCUUCUUGUACCUUUCUGUAACUUAAUAUGAAGUAAAAUCGAAUUUUCAAUC
Molecule: messenger RNA, 5121 nt
Organism: Asparagus officinalis (garden asparagus)
Lineage: Eukaryota; Viridiplantae; Streptophyta; Magnoliopsida; Asparagales; Asparagaceae
Product: pleiotropic drug resistance protein 2-like
Exons: 22
Coding region: 938-4780 (1280 amino acids)
Cellular component (GO): membrane
Molecular function (GO): ATP hydrolysis activity; ABC-type transporter activity; ATP binding
Source: RefSeq, a predicted model, not a curated record